AUGCUUCUUUCACCACAGCGGAAACUAUUCCUGAGCUCACACUCAAAUUGCAGCAAAGUUAUUUUCAUGGCCGCCAAGGAUUUUCUGCUGCUCAAGUCCUCUCCCGCUCCGCACGCGCGCGUGCUCUCCCUCCAUUCUUGUUCGCAGACGCGCUGCUUUCGCUCCAAUAGCAGGAAAAAUCUCUCCUUUUUCGCUAAUUCGAGACCCUUUACUGCAAUUUAUCAGAGGGCCGCCGCUGGAUAUGGUUAUACCUCAUGUGCAGCCAAGCCCAUUCCCCGACCGAUACCUGGUGUUGGUGUGGAGACUCUUGAGUAUCAACCUGUAGAUGAAGGACAGCUUAUCAUAUUGAGGCGAAAAUUGCGUGAAAUCGGGAUUGAACCCGAACCUUGUUUGCCAGGGCAGUACCAUGGCUUAUUUUGUCCAAGUUGUAAAGGUGGGGAGUUGGAGGAGAAGAGCUUAUCCCUUCUUAUUGAACCAGACGGGGGGGCAGCAGUUUGGACUUGCUUUCGAGCUAAAUGUGGGUGGACAGGCGCUACCCGAGUAAAUGUAAAAUCGACUUACGCAACUAUGAAUGCUAAUAUGAGAGUGAAGCAGCCUAGAAUAAUCACAGAGGAGAGUUUGGGACUAGAACCUUUGAGUAAUGAUGUACUUGCAUUUUUUGCUCGGCGGAUGAUAUCUGGAGAAACGUUACGAAGAAAUAGUGUCAUGCAGAAAAGAAGUGGAGAUCAGAUUGUUAUUGCUUUCACUUACCGGAGGAAUAGAGAGCUUGUAAGCUGCAAGUAUCGUGAUAUUAACAAAAAAUUUUGGCAGGAAGCCAAUACUGAAAAAAUCUUUUAUGGGCUGGAUGAUAUAAAACAAGCAAGUGAUGUCAUCAUUGUUGAAGGUGAAAUGGACAAACUUGCGAUGGAAGAAGCUGGCUUCAGAAACUGUGUGAGUGUCCCAGAUGGUGCUCCUCCAAAAGUCUCGGACAAGGCUUUGCCCUGCCAAGAAGAUGACGUCAAGUACCAAUACCUAUGGAACUGCAAAGAGUAUACGGAAAAGGCAUCUCGCAUUAUUCUUGCCACGGAUAAUGAUGCCCCUGGUCAAGCCUUAGCUGAAGAACUUGCACGGCGUUUGGGGAGAGAAAGGUGUUGGAGGGUGAAAUGGCCUAAAAAGAAUGAAACAGAAACAUUCAAAGAUGCAAAUGAGGUGCUUAUGUUUAUGGGCCCUGAUGCACUGAGGGAUGUGAUUGAAGCUGCUGAGCUUUACCCAAUUAGAGGUCUGUUCAAUUUCAAAGAUUACAUUGGUGAGAUUGAUGACUACUAUCAUCAGUCACUUGGUUACGAGCUUGGUGUCUCGACUGGAUGGAGGGCUCUCAACGACUUGUAUAAUGUUGUGCCUGGAGAAUUGACAAUCGUAACGGGAGUUCCAAAUUCAGGCAAGAGUGAAUGGAUUGAUGCUCUGUUAUGCAAUCUAAACCAUAGCGUUGGUUGGAAAUUUGCACUUUGCUCUAUGGAAAACAGGGUACGAGAACAUGCAAGGAAACUUUUGGAGAAACAUGUAAGGAAGCCUUUCUUUGAUGUUAGAUACGGGGAGCAUAUUGAGAGGAUGAGUGUUGAGGAGUUGGAGAAAGGAAAGAAGUGGCUCAGUGAUUCAUUUGCUCUGAUAAGAUGUGAGAAUGAUUGCCUUCCGAAUAUCGAGUGGGUUCUUGAUCUCGCAAGAAUGGCAGUCAUUCGACAUGGGGUUAAUGGACUUGUGAUUGAUCCGUAUAAUGAACUUGACCAUCAACGUUCCUUUAACCAGACUGAAACAGAAUACGUGAGUCAGAUGCUGACGAAAAUCAAACGGUUUGCUCAACAUCACUCGUGUCACGUUUGGUUCGUCGCACAUCCAAGACAGUUGCAUAAUUGGAUUGGAGGCCCACCGAAUAUGUACGACAUUAGUGGGAGUGCACAUUUCAUUAACAAAUGUGACAAUGGGAUUGUUAUUCACCGUAACAGGGAUCCCGAUUCGGGUCCACUUGACAUAGUUCAGGUUUGUGUGAGGAAAGUGCGCAAUAAAGUCAUAGGAACCAUUGGAGAUGCUUAUCUUACGUAUAACAGGGUCACUGGUGAGUACAUGGACAUUGAUAUGUCAUCCCAAAAAGAGAAGCGCAAAAAAUAG
Messenger RNA from Striga hermonthica, 2142 nucleotides. The record is from the annotation of a GenBank genome assembly. Lineage: Eukaryota; Viridiplantae; Streptophyta; Magnoliopsida; Lamiales; Orobanchaceae.